This is a messenger RNA of Nasonia vitripennis (jewel wasp), 1937 nucleotides long. RefSeq lists its product as uncharacterized. The transcript is spliced from 4 exons. NCBI's taxonomy places the organism in Eukaryota, Metazoa, Arthropoda, Insecta, Hymenoptera, Pteromalidae. The record is from RefSeq and is a predicted model, not a curated record. The coding region runs from base 581 to 1588 and encodes 335 amino acids.
CUCUCUCUCUCUCUCUCUCUCUCUCUCUCUCUCUCUCUCUCUCUCUCUCUCUCUCUCUCUCUCUCUCUCUCUCCAAGAAAGCGUAGGUGUGUACUCGAGUGAUUGAGGGAUGGUCAAAUUUUGCUGUGAGGGAGGAGAUUUUGAAAAUUCCGGUGGGAAGUGUCUAAGGGAGGUUCUAUGAGAAGAAAGUGGAAAUUUUUCGCAAAUCGAAGGACUUUUGGUAAUUAAAGUGGAAAGGGAAGCUUCGCUGUCCACUCUAUUUAAGGACCUGGUGCAUGCUUCGUCAGUCAGUUCACUCUUCGUUUUCAAGUUCAUUCUUCAAUUCAAAGUGUGAGAAGAUGGAAGGAAUCAACGACAGCAUGAAGGCAGCUUUUGAGAAGGUCAACGGUUAUAGAACAAUUGUCCAUCUCUUUAAUGUGGCGUGGCAGUUGAUGUCCUGGACAUCGAAUGGAAUUAAUGAUGAUUCCAUUUUGAGAAAGUCUCUACCAGCCGAGUUAACUGCUGCGAUGAAGCAGCUGAAUAAGGGUGCGCUCACCUCACCAGAGUCGCAAAACAGCAGCAACUUCCGUCGAUUGGUGUGAUGCAGCAGAUGUUUAAAAGUAUAUCAUCCUUAUCAGAGAUGCACCAUCAGCAGCAGCUUCCACAGGAGCAAAACUCGCAGCAACAAGCAGCAGUCGCAGCAGAAGUCGCAUCCGCAGCCAAAGCCGCAGCAAAAGCCACAACCGCAGCCAAAGUCGCAGCCAUAGCCAAAGCCAAAGUCAAAGCCAGAGCCACAGCAGAAGCCAAAGCCGCAACCGCAGCCAGAACCUCAGCAGAAGCGAAAGCAGCAGUCGCAGCCAAAGCCGCAGCAGAAGCCAAAGCAGCAGAAGCCGCAACCAUAGCCAAAGCCACAGCAGAAGCCAAAGCAUCAGAAGCCGCAACCACAGCAGAAGCCAAAGCAGCAGAAGCCGCAUCCGCAGCCAAAGUCGCAGCCACAGCACCAGCUAGGAAGCCACUCAGGGACCCUCGCUCUCCGCCGGCAGCCAAAAGUGAUCGCCCUUCUACGUCUGCGAAAACCGAACGUUCGUCCUCAUCAAGCGAUCGCAAUCGCUCGUCUUCGAAAAGCGAUCGCAAUCACUCGUCAUCAAAAAGCGAUCGCCAUCACUCGUCAUCAAAAAAAAGCGAUCGCCAUCGCUCAUCUUCGAGAAACGAGCGCCAUCGCUCAUCUUCGAGAAACGACCGCACUUCUGUACCAAGCGAUCACCACACAAGUACGGCAAGCACGAGGGCUUAUUGCCAAGCGUUGAAUACAUCUGUUUGCGCUGUUGAGCAUUUACAGCCUCCUCUACGAUCCGUAAUAGCAUCCAAGGGGAUUAGGCUAUCACAAUCUUCAAGGGCGAGAUCAAGCUCGCGUUCAGGCUCAAGCUCGAGUACAGGCUCAAGCUCGAGUUCAGGCUCAAGCUCGAGUUCAGGCUCAAGCUCGAGUUCUAGCUCGAGCACAAGCUCGGGAUCCAGGUCGGGAUGUGGCUCUGACAAAAGUUCAAGAAAGAGGAAAUCUGAUGAUGAAGCAAUCAAUGGUAUAGGUGGUAAAAGGAUGACAUUCACAUAAUCUCAAGAGAGCGAAAAAUGAGCAGAAAAGAAGGAACGGAGAAAACUUUCGUUGUCUUUAAAAAAGACUGAUCUACCACCACCAUCUCCGCGACAGCAGCCAUCAACACAGCCUCUCUAUCAUGCAGAUCAGCCGAUGCCACUUCAGCAUCAAGCAGAUCAACCGAUACCACUUCAGUAUCAACAAGAACAGCAAAUGCCACUACAGCAACGAGCACGACCGCGUAUAUUGCAAGACGAAAUGCUCAACGAUCCGCUUAUCGUGUUCGAUAAGAAAGCAAAUAUGCGAAAAAUCUGAAUGAUAUUUUUCAAUAAAUUUUUUGUAAUAAAUUUUUGAUAUGAUAAAUGUA